Rhizophagus irregularis DAOM 181602=DAOM 197198 is the source of this 351-nucleotide messenger RNA. Lineage: Eukaryota; Fungi; Glomeromycota; Glomeromycetes; Glomerales; Glomeraceae. The record is from RefSeq and is a predicted model, not a curated record.
AUGUCCUGUCGGGAAAUCGUCUGUCGGGAAUUAUUAUAUGCCAAUACUAUACUACAGCAGCGAUGUGCACUGGAACAUUGGAAGCUAUUGGAAACUUCCAAUUCUUCCAAAUUCCAAUCUUCAAAUACCAUAGAUAUUAUAUGUAAAGAUAAUAUGAAUAAAAAAUUAUUGGAAUAUUGGAAAGGAUUGGAAUUGGAAGGAUUGGAAGACAUUAAUAGGUUUCUUUCUGCAAUUCCACCUCCUAAUAUUCAUUCUGUUCAAGUUUAUGUUUCAAAUACUCUAUUACUUUUAAUUCUCUCUUCCAAAAUUAAUAAUACUGCUGAAAAAAUCUUUCAUUUACAAUAUCCAUAA